Molecule: messenger RNA, 5238 nt
Organism: Bolinopsis microptera
Lineage: Eukaryota; Metazoa; Ctenophora; Tentaculata; Lobata; Bolinopsidae
Product: ankyrin repeat and IBR domain-containing protein 1-like
Exons: 22
Coding region: 530-3277 (915 amino acids)
Biological process (GO): ubiquitin-dependent protein catabolic process; protein polyubiquitination; positive regulation of proteasomal ubiquitin-dependent protein catabolic process
Cellular component (GO): ubiquitin ligase complex; cytoplasm
Molecular function (GO): zinc ion binding; ubiquitin protein ligase activity; ubiquitin conjugating enzyme binding
Source: RefSeq, a predicted model, not a curated record
CCUGAGCAAUAGAUAUCAUCUAUCCCUCGUAGCUCUUCUCCUCAGGUAUCAGGUUGAAGGAGACAUUGGAUAUAGGGGCAGUCCAUGCCUUCUUUGCCUUUCCACGUACACCUCUAACUGCUACUAGCACACUCCUCAUUAUAUCCAUGCUCAGGCGUGUCCUGAUGUUACACAUCACCUGGCUGUAUAUACAAGGAUACAGAUUAUAUGAAAUUAGCAAGAAUAGUGAGGUCAUGAUUAAACCAGAGAGUUUUAGACUGAUUGCUUUUACAAAUUUCCUGCAGAUGUGCUCUGUACGAUUUUUGGGAAGGGACAACAGUCAACACUAUGUUGUGCUCUCAUGUGUUGUGACACAGUACACAUCUAAGCUCUCUAUACCUCUUCUGAUGGGAAAUUUGCCUAGAGGAUGAGAUGAUUAACCUAACCAUCAAGAGUUUACAUAAUUUCAUAGUGUGACGAAGUAAACAACAUCGUACCUUUUUAAAAAUGUAAUAGGGUUACUAAUAUUUACCAAUAUCCUCAAAUUGAAAUGAAUGGGCCCAUAUACCUGUUUGAGACUCAUAUUGUAACUAUUUUUUGUUGUUGUUUUAUUUCUCGAAAGAGACUUUAUCUUUCCCUAAAUUAUUUCCAAAUAUUUAGGUUCAUGGGUACAUCGGGCUCAAAAUUUCGAAGAGCCCUUUUGUCUGCUGAUGAAGAAACUGCAUUGAAGUACUACACUGAUAAAGUCUUGCGUAAACAUGUUAAUGUUAAUGAUUGGUUGUUUUAUGGGCGGAACAGCCCAAUUCAUUUAGCUGCUGGCUUUGCCAUGUCAACAUUAUUGAAGAGAUUUAUAGAGAAUGGAGGAAAUCCAAACACAAAAAACUCUAGGCAAGAGAAUAUUUUUCAUGCAUGUGUAAAACCUGUAGUUGGGUUAAGCAAACGACAGAAAUUGAAAGUAAUAAAAAUCGAAGAGGACGAAGAUCAGGCCAGAGAAGCAUGUCUAAAUGUUAUCUUUGAUAUGGCUGCUAGGGGUGAACACCUGGCUGGAAUGCUGCCUCUUCAAAUCAACGAGCUUGAUCAGCAUCUCAACACUCCCCUGCACUACGCUGCUGGUCACGGGUAUCUGAGGUGUGUCAAAGUGCUAGUUGAACACGGUGCUAAGUUGUUCAUUGAGAACAAGGAUAGUAAGACUGCGUGUGAUCUCAGCGAGGAUGGACAGUUCACUGAAAUUGCGUCUUAUCUCGAGGGGAAAAUGGUUUUCUCGAAGGACGAGGAACAUGCGAACGCAGUAAACGACGACUUCGACUUUGCUAAAGCUGAGUUGUACAGCGGUAUGAGGUGCCAGGACGUACAGAUGCAGAAAGAUCAGCUAAUUGUUGAGACGGCAGACAUGUUGAAAAUACCUCUGUUCACUGCUGAGGCUCUCCUUAAAGUUCAUGACUGGAACCGUAAGAAGCUGCUGGAUGAGUGGAUGCACGAUAAAGCUAAGACUUGUGACAGGGCUGGAGUUGCUGUGCCACACGACGAUUCUACCUCAGUGGACAGUGUUACAGUAGCAGUGCAGUCCAGCAGCAGUAGACGUCCUGAGUCUGUUCAGGAGAACGAGGAAUGUGAGAUUUGUUUCUCUGACUUUACACCUGACCGGAGACUCAUCAUAUCAUGCAGGCACGUGAUAUGUGUACAAUGUUGGUCGGACUACCUAACCAUGAAGAUAACAGAGAACCCUUCAAACAGUCUUGAGUGUCCAGGACACGACUGCUCCAUACUCGUCCCUACUGAGUUGGUGGAAGCAAUUGUUUCAAAAGAUGUGGCUCAGAGAUAUCUGGAGUUUGGAAUACAAGCGUUCGUGGACACCCAUCCUGAUAUGAAAUGGUGCCCAUUUCCAGGAUGCGGUAGAGCGGUAAAACUCCCAGAUGAUAACAACAUGAUCUUCAACUACAACGGCUUCAUCAUGAAGACGAAGCGAACCAAACCUGCGCCUCGUGCGGUAGAUUGCGGUAGCGGACAUUUCUUUUGCUGGAACUGUCUGGACGAAGCUCAUGAACCAUGUGAUUGUGACUUGUGGGAAACGUGGCAGAGAGAGAUUGGACACAUGAAACCUGAACCCAAAGAGGCAGAAUUGGAAACCAGGAGCUUUGGUUCAUAUAUGGAGCUGGCGGAACACCGAGCAAACACAGUUGCAAACAGCCUCUGGUUGAUAACCUACAGCAAGCCCUGCCCCAAGUGCAAGUCGCCGAUAGAAAAGACAGAGGGAUGUAAUCACAUGAAGUGUUGGAAGUGCAAAUAUGAGUUCUGUUGGGUUUGUAUGGAAGCGUGGAAGAUACAUAGUUCGGAGACUGGUGGCUAUUUCAGGUGUAAUCGGUACCAGGCGGUAGAUAAGUUCAACAACAGUCUAGCAGAGGUGAAAAGAGGAAUAAUAGAGGAACACCGUAAAGCGAGCAAGUUUCAGAGGUUCAUGCAUUACUACACGCGCUAUCACAACCACGAGAUGAGCCACAGGUUAGAAGAACCACUACUAAGUACAGCUAAAAUGAAGAUGAUAGCGAUGGCAGCAGUAGCAGAAGGAGACCCAGGUGCUUUGGACACCAGCUUUAUAGAGGACAGUGUUAAGGAGCUUCUCAAGGCGAGACGAGUGCUGCGGGCCAGUUAUCCCUAUGGUUAUUAUCUUCAGGAUGGUAUGCAUAGGAAGAUGCUGUUUGAAGCAAUGCAGAAUGAGUUAGAGGAGGUAACCGAGCAGCUAAGUCAGAUGGUAGCUCGAGUCUAUCUCAGAACUCCCAAAGCUAAGAUUAUUGAAACCGCUCUCCUUCUUCAACAGAACCGACUUAAGUUUGUGGACGCCGUCGCUAACGGCCUUAUUCCAUCACCUUCUAUUGUCAGAGACAAAAUGAAAACAAAGAAACCGCCCGCCCGUAAAAAACCAAGAGACCCUUUCUUCGACGACGACUCAGACCAAGAUACGGAGGACGCUUUGAUACGACUUGCUAUCGCAGAAUCAUUGUUAGAAAAUGCCAACAAAAUCACCGAUCAAGAGGCUGUAGCGUUCUCACCGUACGCGCGGUGUGUUCGUUACGGGUGUCCACUUCCGCGCGCCAAGGACGCGGAGGGAACGAACGGACUCUACUGUUCAGAGUAUUGUCAACAGAUGGACUCCAGUUCUAACAGCAACAAGGACAACACAAACCAACCUGCUAGACAUGAGGAUACAGAAACAGGAAACAAUAGUUCUUGGCCCGCAGCAUUUGACAUGUAUAGGCCGGGUUAUGAGAAUACCAGUUUGUCCGAUUCAGAUCCGGCCUAGUUUCCAGCUGCUCCAGCAACAGAAAGAGAAAGUAUGGCACUGGCCCUGCAGCUGAACCACGAGGAGAACGCAUUGCUAACAAAACCAGACACUAAAUCACUCGAUUCCCAAACAACCCAAUCCUUGACAGACAGUCAGGUUUUUGAUUCCAUCAGCGCUGGCAAGAACUCCCUCAUUUCGGAUAAGACCUCCAAAUGUAAUCUGUUUUUAGGAGAUUCCCCUAUACCCACCCGGGGUAGAUCUGACUCUCCGAGGGGAGUUAUCGCACCGCGGGUAGCUCACAAGAAAGAUUCCAUCUCCUCCCUCAGAGCGGACAACAUAUCAAACUUGUCGUACAGCGUGUGGGAGAGAGGGUCUAUAGGUACCAACGAACUGGAGCUGGCCUCGUUGAGCGACGUGAGUUCCCUUUGUAACCUGAUUUGUAUGGAAACUGGCAGGAGCGGUGUGAUGUCCCGGUCCCACUCACCAGCUGGAGUGAGAUCCAACUCACCCGCUCCAGCUCGGUCUCGGUCCCCUGUCUCCAGAUCCAGAGAACCCAGCAACAGAAGUGAACGUGAGAAGAAACAGGAGAAAAAGAAUUCUUGUCCCGUGAGUUUGCGAGUGUUCGCACUGUUGUUAGACAAUGUAAAUGUUCAGAGAAAGUAUCUGACAAUGAGAUCCAGUUCUCUCCCAAACUUGGACUCCAGAUGAUAUUUUAACCAAGUUUUUAUUCUUUUAACUGAGCCCAACAGAAUGAUAUGAUUUGCAAGAGUAAGACAGAUGGUGCUGAUACUUGAUAUUUUGUUGUCACCGUGCCAAAUUAUUUAUUAUCAUAGCGAAACUCUUUGUGCUUGUAAGAAGCUAUUUUAUUAGCGUUUGAAGUCUGAAGACGUUUUAAGUUUAACGCGUCCAUUUACGGGAGUAACAUGAGAUAUAGAUGAAUCAUUUAUCAUAUACCAUGGGGUUGAAGCGAUGAAUUAUACACAAUUGGUCGUUUUCUUGUAAGAUAGUAGAAAUAGUUCUGGUCCAUUUAAAUUUUUUGUAAAUUUGAUAUGAAUCUUGCGAUACAGAUUGAUUCUUGAUAUCAAAUGAUUGAGGACGGUAAAUUCAUAAUGAAUGGAUUUGAGUCACACUCACAGUAUUUUACUUUUUAAAAGUUUAUUUAAUUUAUAACAUAGAUAGUAUGCUAUCCCUGCUUUGAAACGAUAUACGUGCUUCAUAUUUCAAUUUGAUUUGACAAAAAAUAUGGAUUUUUUCCUACUUCACAAUAUUUAUAUUUCUGUCAGAACGGUUCCUUCUUCAGAUUUAUCAAUUUUAUACAUGUUGACUGUUGAGUCAUCACUCCGCUUUGUUGACUAUCUGCUAACAGAAGUGACCGGCUGAAAGAAGCGAACAUUUAACAUUUUUAUAGCUUUCGACUCUAUUUAAUUCUCAUUCAUUGAUGACGAUGUGAACAAGAAAAUGCCGUGAUUUACCUUCCAUUUUGGUGCCUUAAAAUUGGCCAUAGAGGUCAGUUUUCCUUCAGCUUCAGGUCAAGUUCUUAUUCCCUAACGUUCCAUAGAAUUAUACGAAGUUUUUGUAUGAAAUGUUUUCGUUCUAUUAUGGACAUCGAGAAAGAUUUUACCCCAUAAUUGUAAUAAUACGGAAUGAGCAAGGAAAAUUAGUUCUACUGGCAUUCUUUAAGGAAUCUUAAAUUAUGAGUAAAGAGAUCAAACUUCUGCACAGUUAUUAUAUCCAAAGAUAUGCUUACUGCACAGAUUUUUCCUACGAGGACAAACAAUUCGACAAAAAUAUUUUAGAGAGUAUGAGACAUAGAUUGCCAUCAUAUGAUUGACUUAAAAUUUAAUUUUGCAAAAUAGAGUGAAUUUUGUCACUGUUUUACGUGGUACUGGUAGAUUGGAAUUUUCUGAUUACCUACCUUGAUGUGUUAGAUUGAAAUUAUGUUAUUUGUUUUUACUUGUGAUAAAUGAUAAAGUAUUUAA